GUAAUUUAUCUGCAACUCACCCUGCCGCAAACUCUGGCAAUAACUGAAGCAAAAAAGAAAAACAUCAACAGACACGUUGACUGUGCGUGAUGACGACCGGGAGAGCCCGGAGUGGUGCGCAGCGUAACAUUCCAUUGAGAAGAAGAGGGGAAAGAUGGCGUCCUCUAACAAUCCUCGCAAAUUUAGCGAAAAAAUCGCUUUGCAUAAUCAGAAGCAGGCGGAAGAGACCGCCGCGUUUGAAGAAGUGAUGAAAGACCUGAACAUCACCAGAGCUGCGCGGUUGCAGUUACAGAAGACCCAGUAUUUGCAACUAGGGCAGAAUCGUGGACAGUACUAUGGAGGCUCACUGCCCAAUGUCAAUCAGAUUGGAAAUGGCAACAUUGACCUGCCUUUUCAGAACUCAGUGCUGGAUACCAGUCGGACAACCAGGCACCACGGGCUGGUGGACCGUGUUUACCGUGACCGGAACCGCAUCACUUCGCCUCACCGCCGGCCGCUAACAGUCGACAAACAUGGACGCCAGAUUGACAGCUGUCCUUACAGCUCAGUUUACCUCUCCCCACCGCCAGACACUAGCUGGAGAAGGACAAAUUCAGACUCUGCCUUACACCAGAGCGCCAUGAAUCCAAAGCCCCAGGAGGUCUUUGCCGGGGGAUCACAGGAGCUGCAGCCUAAACGAGUACUGCUGCUAACAGUGCCUGGAACGGAGAACUCGGAGACAAGUGCAGACAACGAUGUGCAGAAACAGUUGUGGGAUGACGAGAAGGAUGAUUCAUCAAAGCCCAACACGUGUGAUGUCCCAGGAAUCAACAUAUUCCCCUCGCCAGACCAGGAGUUGAACCCAUCCGUGCUCCCAGCCGCACAUAACACCGGCGGUUCGCUGCCCGAUCUGACUAACAUUCAGUUCCCCCCACCGCUUUCUACCCCGCUGGACCCCGAGGACACCGUGGCCUUCCCCUCCCUCAGCGCAGCCAACAGCACGGGCAGCCUCACCACCAACCUCACCCACCUGGGUAUAAGCGCCGCCAGCCACGGGAUCCCCACUUCCUCUCAGCCCACCAUGACCGUGACUGCACAGCGCCGGCAGCCACCGGUGGUGCCGCUUACCCUAACCUCUGACCUCCAUCUCCAACAAUCUCCUCAGCAGCUCUCACCCACCCUUUCCUCACCAGUUAGCAUUACACAGGUCAUGCCAACAGAGUCAUUGACCCUGGAACAGCAGCUUUCUCAGUACCCUCUGUUCAACCAGCUGACAGCUCAGGCUCAGGCUCAGCUGAUCAGUGACCUCCAGAAGCAGCAGGCCCUGCCACAAGGCAUCCAGCUCAUUACCUUGCCAACUCUGGCCUCCGCUGGUACAGCGUCUGCCACUGCCAGCAGUCCCUCACCAGACAGCCAGACCACUGGCAGCAUGAGCAUCAGCUCGUACCGCAAUCAGACUGGCUCACCAGCCACUCAGUCUCCAACCUCCCCAGUCUCCAAUCAAGGCUUCUCCCCUGGAGGCUCACCUCAACACAUCCCCGUGGUGGGCAGCAUAUUCGGCGACUCCUUUUAUGAUCAACAGCUGGCAUCGAGGCAGACCAACGCUCUCUCUCAUCAGCUCGAGCAGUUCAACAUGAUCGAAAACCCCAUCAGCUCCACCAGCCUUUACAACCAGUGCUCCACCCUCAACUACACGCAGGCAGCCAUGAUGGGGCUCACUGGGAGCAGCCUACCCGACUCUCAGCAGCUCGGCUACAGCAGCCACGGCAACAUCCCCAACAUCAUCCUAACAGUCACAGGUGAGUCUCCGCCAAGCCUGUCCAAAGAGCUGACCAACUCUCUUGCGGGAGUUGGCGACGUCAGCUUCGACGCAGAUUCUCAAUUCCCUCUGGACGAGCUGAAGAUCGACCCGCUCACCCUGGACGGACUGCACAUGCUCAACGACCCCGACAUGGUGCUUGCCGACCCCGCCACCGAGGACACGUUUAGAAUGGACAGGCUGUGACGUGAAGAAAAAGAAAACUCGUUAAUGGAGAGAACCAAAGGGCAGGAUGAUCCCUCUUCCUCGUUGCAUGGCCGUCCAGCUGUCCGACUUUGCCCUUUGAAACAAUGCGGCACCAAAAGACAACAGGGGGGAAAAAAGACAUCCAGCGGCUCGCCGGGGGGAUUGCCUCGCUGUCGUUUUGAAUGAGAUUGGUCGCUCAGCGCUUUUGCUAGCCUACUGUGUUUACAGUGUACCAUUACAUGCCACAUAUAUUCCAAAAACGCACAUUUGGCGGUUUUCUUUUCUUUUCAUAUCCACUUUAUUAUUUAUUUUGUUGAUAUUUGCUUGUAGCAGGAAGCUGCUAGGACAUUGGGCGAAACUGCACCCGAUAUAAGCGGCCGUGUUUUUAAGAAAAAAGAGAGCGAGAAAAAAGAAACCGAAAAAAACAUGGUCGCUUUGCUAAUACCGUGCAAUGAAAUAGAACGGUUUUCCCAUCAUGCUAUAACGGCUUUCUAUUUCACACUCAAAGCUUUAUUUUUGACAACCAAAUGUUAUUUUCAUUGUGUACUUGUGUGUUUUUAUGCUUCAUCUAUUUAUAUGUUCUAUUUAUUUAUUUGGUUAAAGAUUUUAUAUUCCAUUUCAUAAUUUCAAUUUGAUGCCAAAAUGUUUUCUGUAGGCAUCGUGUAAUAUUGCACUGAUGUAAUUUGUGUGUAUUUAUUGAUUACUAACAUAUUUAUAAAUGUGUUUAUUAAGCUAUUUUUGGUUUAUCGAGGAGUGCAAAACCUCCCCAUAGUUGCCCUUCGGUGUUCAGUGUGCCAUUUUCUGAUGUAAGAUGUGGCGACCGUUAACCAUGCUGCAGCCCAACAGUCCAAUCCAGAUACGACAGUUUUUUUUUAGCACCGCUCCAAAAAAUGCUGCGUGCUCCGGAAAUGCGUUGGCGUAAAGCCACACACGUGAUCUUUAACUGAGAAAAAUCAUCAGGAAGAAAAACAGAAGCAUCUAAAUUUAUUUUCUCUUGAUGAAAAGCCAGAAUACAUACAUAUAUACACGUUCAGGCCGACCCUCUUCUCAGUGAAGGAAGGUGUCUGUUUUUAAACCAGAGAUCACUGAAAUCUUUUAAAGUCGUCACUGUGAAAUCACCUGAUUUUGCCUUACGGGAGUAUUCUACUGUUCUACUUAAGUGUCUAACGUGACAGCGUAUUUUCGUAACUUACUGUAACGUUUUCUCGUAUUUGAGAGAAACUUUUGGUCAGUGAUGUUUGUGGUUAUGUUGUGUAAGGUUUGACAAAUCAAUGUACUGUAUUUUGUAGCGGUACACUUUAUAGCCAAAUUGUUGGAUGUUUUCUAAAGCGGGGCAAAAACGAGAGAAAAAAAAAGUCAAAGGCGUGUUUGAAGUGUUCGAGAUGGAGCGCAAUUGUGGGGAGGCUUUUUGCUCCUUUACAGGGAAGCUCUAACAAAAACGCAGCUGACUCGACGCGUGGGUAUUUCUUACUGAACUACUUGGUUUUCAUAAGCUCCACGCUUCUAGUUUAUGAGAGGAUGGGAUAAAGUAGACAAAGUAGAAUAUGGCUAUAUAAAUCUAUUUAUAUGCUAAGUAUUGUGUGCAAUCUGAUUUUUUUGGCAACCAAAUGAACACCACACAAAUCGGCGGUGUAGCAGAGUCACAUCGUUUGAAUACGCAGACAGACUUUAAGGGGUCAGUCAGCCCGCCUAAAUCUUUUGUCAGAGUUUCCCUGAGAGUCACGUGCAGUCUGUGGGAUCAUGUUUGUUAUAUUGUAACGUUUGUGUACAGAUGUGCUAAUAUUUUUACUCACAGCGCUGAUGGGAAGAGUUCCCAAAUCCCCCUUGCUGAAAAAAGAGAAAAAGGAAUCACGUUUGGUUUACCUCUACAGCUGGACGGUUCGUCUCAGUUGAAGUGUUUUCUUGUCUGCUGUAAACCUCCAUCAACGGUUUUUGUUUGCCUUCAACGGGCCUGUGAUUCCUAUGCAAAAUGAGACAAAUAAGAUGCUUGAAGGAAAAAAUCCACCUCUGGUGUUUUAUUAGCUAACAGAAUUUGCACGUUAAGCUGGAUUUAUUCUUCUUUUUGCAGGCGAGCAAGCAGUGUGACUCUUGUAUUACAGAUGGUAGACUUUGGAGAUGUCAAUUUUAUUUUAAAGAGAAACAUUAUUGCAGAUUAAAAUGGAACCUAAAAUGUCAAACAUGGUAAAUGUCGUGCAGGCCGUAUAAUAUUUUAUGACUUUAAGGGCUUUGUAGUUUAUGACAGAAUUAAAAAUCACCUCACUUAAAAACUGGAAUUGGGCGGCAUCUCUUUUAAAGACUAAACAUCGUGGCUCUACGCUAGAAAACUGACACUAUUGGGAGUGUGCGCGUGUAGGAUGUUGUAGUGUGUCGUGGUGGUGCUAAUGACAAUCAACAAGUGGAAUACAAAUUCAUUUCGAUACCAGAGAAGCAUAAAUCCAGCUUACUUUUGAAGUUUUGGCCUCAAAAACUGUAAAUUGUGAUUUAUUUAAUUACCUGAAUCUCCCUCUUCGUCCUGUGCGACUGUUGAACAUGGUGCAACAUUGCUGCUCUAGAAAGACACCCUUUGCCCCUGACCCUAAAUGAACCCGUGUCAAACUUUUGCAUUACCCACAGGACGAAGAAAAAUGCGACACACACUAAUUCUGCUUCGUGUAAAGCAGCUAACGUUGGAUUUUUCCUUCAAGCCUCCGAAACAAACGUGUAGAAAACACACUCUACGGAUUACAUCUCCAAAGGUUUGUGUACCUAAAAGAUAUUAAGCGUCACGUGCACUGUCGUGCUGCCAAUAACGCCAGUGAUUUGAGCUUUCCUGCCAUCUCCUUUCUUUCGUCCUGCUGAAGUCAUUGAUUCACUGACCUUGUACAUAUGCUAUAGCUGAAACAAAAUGCAUGACUUACCUGACAGUCAAAACCUCUAAAUGAAGGCCUUCUAUAGCUCUGCAGGUUUGAUUUGUGUAACGUAACACUACCACAAAGUCUAAAGGGAUGCAUGUAAGGGUUUCUCCUGUUCAGUGACUCUGUUACCUCCAUCUCUGUACAAUGCUACUUGAUGAAUGAUAAAAGAAUGUAUUUUAAGUGGCAGUGUCCUAGUUUUAACCCUUUGCCAAAUGAACCCGACGAUGUUUGGUGCGUUUGGUCUGUCAGAGAAGGCGACCAGGCUUCCAUUUCUCUCUGCACUCUUUCAUUUGCCCCUUUUCUCCUUUUAAGGAAUCAGACUGUUGCUUGUUCCACGCUUUCUCCUACUACUGUAGCAUCUCUCUGCGUACGAGUGUAAAGCGGUCCCUUCUUGUAUAGAAAGACCUUGCGGUCGUUCCGGCCCUCUCCUUGGCUUUGUUGAUGCGGGAUCCGUCCCGUGGAAGUUGCAGAUUGGCACGUGCGCUGAUCGUUUGCAUAUGUGAACUUGACUCUUCUGACGCUUCUGUGUUACGCAGUCAGCCGCAUGACAUGAUAGACACGUCGAGCAGAUUAUUAUAACAUGUUAUGUGCAGGACUUUGAUCUCGCUAUGCUGAAGUGGAGUGCUUUUCAAGACACCGGAUAUGAUAGUUUUUGUUGUUGUUGUUGCCUAUCAUGUCACGUUCUGGACUGGGUAAAAAGCAACUGUGUGUGUUGGGUUUUUUUUAUUUUCUUGGUUUCUUUCUUUGUUUUGUUUUUUUGUGUAUGUGUGUGCAACGUUUAGUCCACUGGUUGCUUCGCACUUUAUUUGUGAUUUCCUGGCUUUUGAGCAGAGACUGUUCUGCCUGACGUGAAUGCUGACUGUUUCACACCAGAUGUAUACUCCGGAAAUAUUUUCAUGUCAAAGAAAAGAUGAAUUCUCUAUUUUCCUUUGUAAACUAUAUUUUGGCUUGUCUUGUUUUUUAAUCUGUGAAGAUCUUAGGGGAUGCAAAACUAGAAAGGGCUUACUCCAGUGCAGCUUGUGUGCUUGUGUUGGAAAGGAUAGGCAUUCCGAAUGUGUUUCUUUGUUGGUCACACCACACACACACACACACACACUGAUUCAAACACUAAUUAGCUACAUAUGUCACAGUCACACUAGAGUAAACAGUGGUUUGAAAGUGGUAUGCAAGCACUCAGAGUGCGUUGCCAUCUUCACAGGAACUUACUGCUGUUAAGAUGGCUUCAGGCUGGUAUGACUUUGCGAUUGAAUACGGUCAAAGGGACUAUUACAUGCAGUCUGUUGGUGAUAAUGAGACUUGGCUACAUAUAAAACUUCACAUUGGGCAUUUAGAGUCCAGUGAGAACCUCAGCGAUAUGAACAGAAUACAAACAGUUUGCAACCAGCUGAGUCGAGCCCACUGUGGCAACUCACAGAUGAGUUGUGCUCAUCGCCGCAGACCGACUAAGAUUGAUUGCACCGUGGUGGCAGUUUUGGCUGCAUUUGAAAAUUAGAGACCAAUUGCCCCCCCACAAGGUGAUCUGUGCAGAGGUGGUGCGCGGUCAGCCUCGGGUGCAACUAAUUAUGGUUGGUCUCCGACAGAAAAUAAAUAAGUCAAUGCAUUCAUGGGGCAACCACCAAUUUUCCUUUUCUAGGCGCAAGGAGGUUCCAUCCUGUUUUUACUCUACUGUGACUGAGCCAUUAAAUACAUAUGCUGCCAAUAACAGUUCUGCAACACAGUCUGACUUUACUCUAGUAGCUAAAACUCGAAACUACUGGUUUGUCAUAUUUUUUCCUGUCUAAAAUAUCCACCCACAAGCCUAACAGUUAAAACAAGAACAUGUACUAGAGAGGAGCUCGUGCUGAACUCACACUACUUAGAAACUGCUGAUGAGGUGUGUUAACGCCUUCUUUGUGGUUUUAUCUAAAAGUAAUUAUAACUCUGGUAAUAGACUUGACUUCAUGCAAGGCAGCUAACACUUUAGUUUAAAAUUAGUAAAAGAGACUAAAAAUGUCAGGUUUGUUGAUCAGAUUUGAAGUAAUUUCACAAAAUAGGCCGAUCCUGAGACGACAUGGUGAAAUGAAGAGAGCUGGGGGUCCAUUUAUUUCAAAUAUAAGAUGCACAGGUCAUCUGAAAAUGUCUUUUUAUGUCUGAUACACUGUUUAGUUUUGAGACUUUUGCUUAUUUUAGUCUGAGACGUCACUUACUUGAGGUACUUCUCGGCACAGCCCGUUCCCUUUUUUUGCCAUAAAAAGGCACAAACUGCAUUUUUGUCACAAACUGAAAAACGUUUGAUGAGUGAUGCUCAAACAGGAGCGUGCGAUUAAAGGUGUGCCCUCAGUCCCAGAAUACAAGGAAAGAGUUGCUGCUUGGUCUGUACUGCUUGUUCCCAGAGACUUUAGGUUUGACUCAAAUGUCCCUUUAAUAAUAUGGGGUUUUAUAAAUGACUCUACCGUUAAUUAAUAUGUGUAAACAAAAAUAAAUAAAACAGAGUUUAAGUUCCACUUAAAGCUUCUAGUGAGAAUAGCAUUAUAUCACUGUUGUCCUGUAAGUCGUAGUAACAGAACUGUAGUUAUUUAUUUGUUGCCAUGUGAUUCUCUUUACGUGACCAUUUGUUUAUAAGAAAAAAAAAAGUCAAAUUAAAUUGAAUGUGGAAGACAGAUUUUUCUCUGCACAUAGUCUUGAUUUGCAGAAUAUGCCGAUUAAAAAAAAAACUGUCCAGUGUCGCAUCACAGCGUGUUGCUGUGGACAUGCAUGAUGUUUCAACCCUGUUGUAUAUUGUCUUUGCUAUUGUUUCUAUUUUGUAAUCUGUAUUUCCAAAUGCAAAUUUAAAAGAUUAUUUUGGAUAUGUGCAUGCUUGUGACUUGUUCAGAAUGUUAAUUUCCACUAAAAGCUGUUGAGUUUGAAAA
Haplochromis burtoni (Burton's mouthbrooder) is the source of this 7766-nucleotide messenger RNA. RefSeq names its product CREB regulated transcription coactivator 1b (gene crtc1b). Gene Ontology annotation, molecular function: cAMP response element binding protein binding. Gene Ontology annotation, cellular component: nucleus; cytoplasm. The transcript has 14 exons. The record is from RefSeq and is a predicted model, not a curated record. NCBI's taxonomy places the organism in Eukaryota, Metazoa, Chordata, Actinopteri, Cichliformes, Cichlidae. Gene Ontology annotation, biological process: positive regulation of transcription by RNA polymerase II; protein homotetramerization. Bases 155 to 1984 code for a protein of 609 amino acids.